Molecule: messenger RNA, 3856 nt
Organism: Candoia aspera
Lineage: Eukaryota; Metazoa; Chordata; Lepidosauria; Squamata; Candoiidae
Gene: PDE4B
Product: phosphodiesterase 4B
Exons: 17
Coding region: 14-2218 (734 amino acids)
Biological process (GO): signal transduction
Cellular component (GO): nucleus; cytosol; perinuclear region of cytoplasm
Molecular function (GO): 3',5'-cyclic-AMP phosphodiesterase activity; transmembrane transporter binding
Source: RefSeq, a predicted model, not a curated record
UUCCAUCACCAUCAUGAAGAAAAGUAGGAGUGUAAUGACUGUCCCUACAGAAGGUAACACUAAAGAUUACUUAGAAUGUCGUCUCAGCAAGUCUUACAGUGCAUCCAGUAACACCCUUGGCAUAGAUCUCUGGAGAGGAAGAAGAUGCUGCUCUGGUAAUUUACAAUUACCACCAUUGUCUCAACGACAGAGUGGAAAAGCAAGAACACCAGAUAACAUUUCUAGGCCCACAACUUUGCCUUUAAUGACCCUUCCUAGUAUUGCCAUCACUACUUACCAAGAUAGUGGCUUUGAUGUCGAAAAUGGCCCAUCACCUGGUCGUAGCCCACUUGAUCCUCAGGCUGGCUCUUCUUCAGGACUUGUGCUCCAUACCACAUUUCCAGGGCAUAGCCAGCGUAGAGAGUCAUUUCUUUAUCGAUCAGAUAGUGACUAUGACCUGUCACCAAAGACCAUGUCACGGAAUUCUUCUCUUCCGAGCGAACAACAUGGAGAUGACCUGAUAGUGACGCCAUUUGCACAGGUCUUGGCAAGUUUGAGAAGUGUAAGAAAUAAUUUUACAAUACUGACAAAUCUGCAGGGAACAUCAAACAAGAGGUCGCCAGCAGCAAAUCAGCUACCUGUCUCCAAAGUACACAUUCAAGAAGAAUCUUAUCAAAAAUUAGCAAUGGAAACUUUGGAGGAAUUGGACUGGUGUUUAGACCAACUUGAAACUAUUCAAACCUACCGAUCUGUUAGUGAGAUGGCGUCCAAUAAGUUCAAGAGAAUGUUAAACCGGGAGCUGACACACCUUUCAGAAAUGAGCCGAUCGGGGAACCAAGUCUCUGAAUAUAUUUCGAAUACUUUCCUUGACAAGCAGAAUGAUGUGGAGAUUCCUUCUCCUACACAGAAAGACAGAGAGAAAAAGAAGAAACAGCAGCUUAUGACACAGAUCAGUGGUGUGAAAAAGUUAAUGCACAGUUCAAGCUUGAAUAACACUAGUAUUUCAAGAUUUGGUGUGAAAACAGAAAAGGAAGACCAUCUAGCUAAGGAGCUAGAGGAUCUGAAUAAAUGGGGCUUGAACAUAUUUAAUGUUGCAAGAUACUCACACAGUAGACCUCUCACUUGCAUUAUGUAUGCAAUUUUUCAGGAACGAGAUCUAUUGAAGACAUUCAAAAUCUCAUCAGACACCUUUAUAGCUUACAUGAUGACUUUGGAAGACCACUACCACAUUGAUGUAGCUUACCACAAUAGCCUCCAUGCAGCUGAUGUAGCACAGUCUACUCAUGUUCUUCUGUCCACACCAGCUUUGGAUGCUGUAUUCACUGAUUUGGAAAUUUUGGCAGCAAUUUUUGCAGCAGCAAUUCAUGAUGUGGAUCACCCUGGUGUCUCCAAUCAGUUCCUUAUUAAUACAAAUUCUGAACUUGCUUUAAUGUACAAUGAUGAGUCCGUCUUGGAAAACCACCAUCUUGCUGUAGGUUUUAAGCUUCUACAAGAGGAGCAUUGUGACAUCUUCCACAACCUGACCAAGAAACAACGUCAAACUCUCAGGAAAAUGGUGAUAGACAUGGUCUUGGCAACAGAUAUGUCCAAGCACAUGUCACUUCUGGCAGAUUUAAAGACUAUGGUAGAAACUAAAAAAGUUACGAGUUCUGGAGUCCUCCUCCUAGAUAACUACACAGAUAGAAUACAGGUUCUCCGAAAUAUGGUCCACUGUGCUGAUUUAAGUAAUCCUACAAAAUCCCUUGAGCUCUAUCGGCAGUGGACAGACAGAAUCAUGGAGGAGUUUUUCCAGCAAGGAGACAAAGAACGGGAAAGGGGAAUGGAAAUCAGCCCAAUGUGUGACAAGCACACAGCUUCUGUGGAGAAGUCUCAGGUGGGAUUCAUUGAUUAUAUUGUUCAUCCACUUUGGGAGACCUGGGCAGACCUAGUGCAGCCUGAUGCCCAAGAUAUUUUGGAUACCCUGGAAGACAAUCGUAAUUGGUAUCAAAGUAUGAUCCCUCAGAGCCCCUCCCCUCCCCUCGAAGAACGCAGCCAAGACUGUCAGGGCCUGAUGGAGAAGUUCCAGUUCGACCUUACUCUUGAAGAGGAAGAUUCUGAUGGGCCUGAGAAAGAGAGUGACAGUAUCCAUUAUUAUGGCAGUACCAAGACACUUUGUGUGAUUGAUCCAGGAAAAAGAGAGUCCCAACAGGACUCCAAUAUAGAAAUUGUGACAAAAGAUGCAUCGCCUAUUGAUACUUAACAUACUGUAUCCAUAUUGGUGAUUUUAUUCAUGCACAUGCAGGUUGUCUGAUGUACUAGCCUGAAAGUCUGGGUCUUAGGCCAGCACCUGUUAUUGGCGAGAAGACUUUCCAACUACUUGAGAUUGGAGUCAGGGUUAAAGAGUGUGUAAUGACUGCUCAGGAAUUAACAGGUGAUAUCUAUUGCAGCUUAAGUUUUGUCAGCCAAAAACAAAAUCACCCUGGUGAUACGGAGGCAGUGUGAGCUGUUACUGAACAAGCCCGAUAGUGAAUGACACACAAUCAUAAUAUUUUCUAUUCUUAAUAGAUUCUGACAUCUAGAUAGGUCCGACAGCUCAAACUACAGUUUCCUGAUUUUGCAUUUAAAUAUGUGCACCUGUCUGCAGACCUGUGUGCCUUUUUUAUAAAUACUUCCACAUCUUUUCGAGACACCUACUAAAUACGCAACAAACUUGUUUGAUAUUGAUAUAUAUUUUAUAUUAUUAUUAAUCCUGUUUAAUGAAAGAAGUCUUCCUCUCUAUGGGCAAUACUUGUUAUUUUACUGCAGUUUAAUCGGUUUGACUCACUAAAUAAAGCAGGGUGCCCUCUUCCUUGCAUUACUGCACCACUGGUCACUUUAUUAGUCCCACAAAACCAAGGUUUCUCCUGUGUUGCUUGCCACAAAAACUCAGCUGUUUUUGAUUUUGUUGUACAUGGGACAAAGCAUAGCUUUGUGUUGUCAUUGGGCAAUGCAGCACGUAUAAAAACCAACAUAUUGUAAUAUGAUGGACAAUCUCCCCUUUAAAAAACAAAACAAAACUCAGUGGAAUUUGUGUGCUUGGUCCUCCUGUGCUUUUCCCCCAUAUUCUUCAUGUUCACUAGGCUGAGUCUCCUUUUCUUCUCCUCAAUUUGCCUUGAGCUAAUACAUGUCCAGUACUGUUUAUAACAGUGUAUUUAUUACCUAAUGUAUAUAAUGUAAUGUUUUGUAAGUAUUAAUUUAUAUAAAUUAACAUUGCCAGUCAGCGGUGAUGUUAUUUAUGUAGAAGACUCUAAAUGAGAGUUGCCUUUCUUGUAAUUUUUUGUAAUGCAUUAAAAUGGAAAGAACCUGAGCACAGUGAAAGAGACAUAUGGAACCCAGAGAGGGCAUUCAGACAUUGGCUCCCAGGGAUUUCAUUUUCAUUUGGAUUCUGGAAAUCAGGAUUUGGUAACUGGUGAAGAUUUAGGAUGGUUUGUUCAGCCAAAAUGAAACUACUGAAAUGUUGAAAAGGACAUGCCCAGUAAAUGCCACAAAACCUCCUGUCAUUUUCCAAUUUUUAAACCAGCCAAUGUGAAUUUCUAUGACAAAAUGUGAACUGAUACUAUAAUUGUGCUGUGAAACUUCUUCCAACAAAGCUUGUGAGGCAUGUAUACAGUGCCAAUUUCAAUUUGUAAAGCUACGUUUCAAGCUUUCAGUCCAACUUGUGACUAACUAGUUGAUGAAAAUAGCACAGCUGUGCAUGAUACAUGGGUUUGUAUGUCUGUUGAACACUGUGUUGUUCCAGGUGGUUAUUUUAUUGUUUGAAAGUUUCACACAAUGUAUGUUGUUAUAGUAUUAUAUAUUGUGUUGAGAUGCAUUCUUAAGAGAUUUUUAUAUGAAGUGAAUAAAUGAAAGCAUGACUUAA